Spirodela intermedia is the source of this 2404-nucleotide messenger RNA. Lineage: Eukaryota; Viridiplantae; Streptophyta; Magnoliopsida; Alismatales; Araceae. The record is from the annotation of a GenBank genome assembly.
AUGGAUUGUCCAGGCCGUUCGCUCUCUGCUCUCAGAUCUUGCUCCAAGGUUCGGGGUCUCCUGUCUCUCGCAAGGAUUCCGCCUUCCCCUCGUCGCGCGCCAUUUUGUCCUUCUUCGCCUUCACUCACUCUCUUCUCCUCUGCCCAGAACGUCGGAGACGGAAGAAGCCUCGACGAGGGCCCGGAUGAUGGGGAAGAUCUGGGAUCUGAGCGGAUCAAAAUGCGGGAUCUCGAGUCUAUUCUCCACGGAGAAGGUUCGUCUUCUUUCACACUAAUUCAUAAAAUUCCACGGGAUAAAUUCACUGCGGACAUGUGCCCAAUUUCCUCCUCGGCAUCUAUAAAUAGUCCAGCUCUGAUUCUGAGGGAUCAAUACCCAUGAUGAUUCAGGAUUGAGAGCCUCCUCAAGAGACGAAGCGGAUCUUGAAUCGUCCACUGAUGGAGACGGGUCCUCUCAUACGAGCAAACGACAGACGUGUGUGCAGGGCACUGGUUCUGUCGCCUGCCUCGGUCUGGGCCAAGAGGGCAAUUCUCAAUCCUCUCUUCUACCAGAAACGGCGGAGAGAAGCCAGAAUUCCGGCGUCAAGCCCUUCGCGGGCCUUGGGCUGGACCUCAACGUGGUAGACGUCUCAGAUUCCACGGAGCACAAUCCGUUCCACCCGUACAGGAACCUGGGCCAAGCGAGGCCUGCGGAUCCCUCGGAGUGUGGGAGCACGACUGGGCCUCUGGAGGAGAGCGAGCCGCUGAGGAGAUGGAGGGAGAUGAAGCAGAACGGCUUCCUUACCUCUUCACACGGGGGGAUCCCCCCCGUCCCGAAGCAGCGUGGCCGUCCGGCGAAGAGGAGGAAAGAGGAGGAACAGAAGAAGCCAGAGACUGCAAAGAGAGAGCAGGUUAACAGGUUCACCAAGAUCACCUCUCCGAGUGGGCUCCUCUCUGGGUUGAAUCCCGGGAUCAUCAACCAUGUGAGGAACAGCAAGCAGGUCCAUUCCAUAAUUGAGGCGAUAGUCAGGUCCGAGAAAGCCGAGGGACUGGCCGACGGGCUCGCCGACGGAGGCGAGCCCAGGAGGUGGAACAGGGAUGGGAAGAACAGGGGGCCCAGGAGGCUCAACCUUCCAUCGAACAAGUUGUUCAAUUUUUCAGUCCCUGAGAGCAAGGGUGAGAUCAGUGAACUGGGUUUGGAGGACGAGAGAUUCCGCAAUAGGCAUGUCUCAUCUCACGCGUCCUCCAGAGACGAGGACGAUAUCCUCGCGCUGAAACUGACUACUGGUGGAACAAUGCCAUCAGAGAAUGUCAGCAGCUUGUCUACUGAGGAUGCUCCAGGGAACCGAGACAGUGUCGGCUCCCUCUCUCUAAAAGGUGAGUCUCUUUCCGGGUCAUGAACUUUGAUUUGACUGUACUUCGAUUUCAAGUUUCUGCCAGAUAUCCAUUUACAGUAAUGGGCAAGCUAGAGGAAGCAUACAUCGGAGGAACUAACUUGGGUCUUUCUUGUUGUAGCGGCCACUGUUGCUUCUCAAUGGUUGGAGCUUCUGUAUCAGGACACCAGAGGCCGUCUAGCUGGUAAUGAUUGGCUUGAACUGUUUGCUUCCCAUAGUGCGCUAAUAUAUACGAUUCAUGGCACCAUUGCUAAUCCUGCGAAUGUUCUACUGCCUGACGUAGCUCUGAGACGAAGUAGGAAGAGAGUGCGGUAUGUGAUCCAGAAAGAGCUACCCUACCUGGUGUUAGCCGAACCUUCGUCAAGCCAAGAGAAUAACUGUUACUUCCAACAGUCAGAUGCCACCUCCGAAAAGUACGCAGCCUCUGUUGAUCACGGGAGGAGAUGGAGGAUCCUCUUCAAUCAGAUGGACAUGGCCUUGUCUGAGGAGGGAACACAUCUUGUAAGUCAAUGAGAAAGAACACCAUGGACACCGUCUAAAGGAUGGGGAAUAGCAUUAAACUGGAGCUUUUCCAUCAGUUCGUGCAAAUGUUAAAUUCAUCACAUCAUGAGAUAUCUACGUUUUCUCUUUUGUUCAGGAGAGGCUGCUGCAACAGGUGAAAGAAAUGCAGAUAAAAUGCGAAAAGGGACUGAAAUCUGUGAAAGAGGACGCAUCGAUGUGUGCUGGUUCCUCACAUAACGGCAGGUAAAUGCAAUCAAGCAAAAUCUAUCAUAUGAUUUUCUCAGUUGCUUUAAUAUGCUCAUCAGUUUCAUCCAAUUAAUGAUCCGCGAACGUGUAACCAUUCUGUGAAUCAAUCUUCUUCAACAUGUAGUUCAUUUAGUCUUGGAUGGGUUCUUACCUGAGAAUUUUCUCCCUGACGGCAGGUUGAAGCAGGGGGACGCUUUGGAGGGGGACUAUGCGGUGAGAGCUGCAGCAGCAUCCUUAUAUUCUGCGUGCAACUUUAUCAUGUCAAUGGAUAAUGUUUCCUGCUUUUGA